Molecule: messenger RNA, 912 nt
Organism: Adelges cooleyi (spruce gall adelgid)
Lineage: Eukaryota; Metazoa; Arthropoda; Insecta; Hemiptera; Adelgidae
Product: grpE protein homolog 1, mitochondrial-like
Exons: 6
Coding region: 108-758 (216 amino acids)
Biological process (GO): protein import into mitochondrial matrix; protein folding
Cellular component (GO): PAM complex, Tim23 associated import motor
Molecular function (GO): protein homodimerization activity; protein-folding chaperone binding; adenyl-nucleotide exchange factor activity
Source: RefSeq, a predicted model, not a curated record
AAACUGAAGCUAAAACCACACGGCUGCCCGGCUACCGCACGGAGUACAAGUUAUAUAUUCAUCAGAUUUUUGCUACUAACGGUACUUGCCUAUAAGAAUAUUUCACAAUGACUUUUUUUAUGAAGUCUUUUAAAGUCGGUAAAUCAUUAUAUAGUAAUGUUUUGGCAUCAGAAAUCAGGGUAACUUCAGUGUUGGGUCAUAACAUAGUUCGUUGCAAAGGAUCAGACGAUACUAAUAAUGAUACAAAGAAAAGCGAUGAAAAAACUGUUGAAGAUAUAGUUAAACAAAAUGAACAGUUAUUAGAAGAAAAUCAAGUUCUUAAGGACAAAUUCAUAAGAUCAUUAGCUGAAAUGGAAAAUACACGUAAGCAAGCUGUAAAACAAAUAGCAGAUGCCAAGAUCUACGCUAUUCAAGGAUUUUGUAAAGAUCUACUUGAUGUUGCUGAUAGUUUGGGGAAAGCUACUGAACUAGUACCAAAAGAAGAAGUCUCUGAUAGAAAUCCACAUUUAAAACAUUUGUAUGAAGGCCUAGUAUCAACAGAAUCCCAGCUACAAACGAUAUUUCAAAGACAUGGACUAGUAUCAGUUAAUCCAUUAAAUGAAGAAUUUGAUCCUAAUGAACAUAAAGCUCUAUUUGAACAAGUAGUUGAAGGUAAAAAAGGAGGGUUAGUUGUUGUAGUGUCACAAAUUGGAUACAAGUUACACAAUCGUGUCAUUAGAGCAGCUGCUGUAGGUAUUAGCAAAGACGCCAACCAAUAAAACUCGGAAAUGAGUAAAACACAAUUGUAGUAGUAAGACAAUAUAAUGUAAAUAAAACCUUGUCUUCUCAUUUCUUGUUAUUUGUCUAUUCAAUUUUUAAAAUAUCAUGGAACAAAAAAAAAGAUGUUUAAAUAUAUAUAUCAUAUUAUUAUUA